AUGGAGGAUGCAGAAGGGAGUAAUCUCUUGUCGGUUGACUUGCGCAACUGGUGCAGAGGAGAAGGUAUAGACCCUGCUCAUGCUGUAAUGUUAACUGGUAUAAGAGAAGACACUGAGAUAGCACAUAUUGAGGAAGCCUUGCAUGGUAUUAAAGUUUUAGGACGUGUCCGAGUAAGGGGCAAAAUGUACAGGAGUUUAAAGGUGCUUUGCGAAUGCCGAUCUGAGGUGGAUCCAGCAGCACUUCCCCCAGAAGUCUUACCUAAUGGUGGGGAGGGGGGUGUUUGGAAACUGGUGACUACCAAUACAGUGGGUGGUAGCCCAGAAAGUUUCGCUGGAAAAUUUGAAAAACUACUUAAAGAUGAAGGGAUGACUAUGGACGAUGUACAAGCUCUGUACAUGCGUGAUAAGUCUGGUCAAAGUAACCCAGAGUCUAUUAUUCGGGCUGUUGGGGAGCUGAUAGGAAAGACAGUCAGGCCCUCAAAUGAAAAUAAUGCCUAUAGGCGUUUAAGGGUUUUUUCUGGUGUGAGUCCCACACCUGCAGGCGAAGAAGGCUUAGAUGUUUGGGCUGAUCAAGCAAGGCUUAUGGUGGAGGAAUGUGACUGCUCCGAUAGAGAAAAACGGAGGAGGUUAAUUGAGAGUCUGAAAGGGCCAGCUUUAGAAGUCAUUCAAGCCGUAAGAGUGGCUAAUCCUAAUGCUCGGCCUGCCGAAUAUAUUGAGGCUGUAGAAAAUAUAUUUGGGACAACCGAGUCAGGGGAAGACUUAUACAUUGCAUUUAGGAUGCUACGUCAGCAAAGUGGGGAACUAUUGUCUGCGUUCCUUAGGAGGUUAGAGAAGUUGCUUGCUAAAGUAGUGCGGAAAGGAGGUCUUUCGGCUGAUCUAGCAGAUAAAGCCCGGGUGGAACAGUUAUUAAGAGGGGCUACUGAGUCUGAAAUUAUGCUGUUACAUCUCAGGCUAAGGGAGAGAAAGCAAAACCCCCCAUUUUUUUUGAAACUGCUCACAGAAAUUCGUGAGGAGGAGGAAUGGGAAGAGCAUAGACAACAAUCCACUUGGAGCACAAAACAACCCCGAGUUCACUCAGCUCAUGUGCAGGAAGAGGUUGAUCCUGGGUCAUUUGACUUUAACAGUUUAAAAGUGGAAAUUUCCGAUUUGAAAGUACAGUUAGAGAAGACUCCUAGAUUGGCACAGUCCCAAGUUGCAAGUGUCCCUGCUGAGACAAAACAGACAAAAAACAUGAAGUUUGAGAAAGAUGCUGAUCUGCAGGCGUUACAGAAACAAGUGUUGGACCUGCAGAGGGAGCUAAAAGUGUUAACUGUACAUCCCCUGCAGAAACACAUACCUGAGUCAAAAAAAGACUUUUGGGAAAUCCAGCGAAGUGGAUAG
Messenger RNA from Erpetoichthys calabaricus (reedfish), 1380 nucleotides. RefSeq names its product paraneoplastic antigen Ma1 homolog. Bases 1 to 1380 code for a protein of 459 amino acids. The record is from RefSeq and is a predicted model, not a curated record. The transcript has a single exon. Lineage: Eukaryota; Metazoa; Chordata; Cladistia; Polypteriformes; Polypteridae.